AUUACAAUUUAAUGUAGGCCUGGAGCCAGUUGUCUCUGAACCUUGUUUGACAGUUAUGACAUCUAAAUUUCCCCGUAUAUUGAGCUACGAUAGCGAUCAUUGCCGGAAACAGAAUAAUCAUUGCCCUUCACAGUCGCCAGCUAUUGUGGGGCGUUGGCGCUGGCGCCGAAAAAUGCGCGAUUGGCCGGCGAUCGGACGGAUGUUAUGAGCCAGCCGAAUAAGUCGCAGAGCGCCUUCAACCCCAAUGAGGACUACAGCACGACCUUGCAGAAUAUGACCCGUGAGUUCGAAGAGCGCUGGAACCAACCGACACCAUCGCCCAGUAGCAACCUCCAGAACUACGAGCAGAGGGGCGUCCUUGGACACGGCAGCUUCGGCACUGUGCUUCUGGUCAAAGAGAAAAAGGGGAAAAACUACUUUGCCGCCAAAAUGAUGAGCAAGGAUUUGCUGGUUGCGCACAAACAGGUUCAGCAUGUCCACAACGAGAAACAUGUGCUGAGUGCCACCCGAUUCCCCUUCCUCAUUCACCUGGUGGACUCGUCGAAGGACAAUGACUAUCUCUACUUGAUUCUGCCGGUCGUCAGCGGCGGUGAGCUUUUCACCUACCUUCGCAGGGUGCGCAAGUUUAACGAGAAACAGGCGCGCUUUUAUGGCGCCCAGGUGGUGCUGGCUUUAGAGUACUUGCAUCAGAUGCACCUCAUUUACCGCGACCUGAAGCCCGAGAACAUCCUGCUGGACAUGCGCGGUUACAUUAAGCUCACGGACUUUGGAUUUGCAAAGCGCGUGGAUGGUCGGACGUCUACCCUGUGCGGAACUCCGGAAUACUUGGCGCCGGAGAUCGUGCAGCUGCGGCCGUACAACAAGUCGGUAGACUGGUGGGCCCUUGGCAUCCUCAUCUAUGAGUUUGUGGCAGGUCAUUCGCCCUUCUCCGACUAUAGCCACGAUGUUCUUUUGAUGUACAACAGGAUAUGCAACAAGGACUACAAGAUGCCCCACUUUUUCACCAACAUGCUGAAGAGCCUUGUGGAUGACUUCUUGCAGGUGGAAUUCUCGAGGCGUUUAGGAAACUCUAACGAAGGCGCCAUCGAUGUGAAGACUCAUCCCUGGUUCCAGGGCAUCGAAUGGUUUGCGAUGCUUAAUCAGGAGGUUCCACCGCCGUACAAGCCGACUAUCAGCGGAGAUGAGGACCUUUCCAACUUCCAGAACUUCCGUAUGGAGGAGAAACUGAAGUCCAAAAAUAAUCGGCAUCCCGAACUGUUUGCUAAAUUUUAGGUUUUAAUUUCUGAGCUACCUUAUUCAUCAUUUAUUAAGAAUGUAUUUUUUACAAUUUAUUGUACUAUUGUUGUACACUAAAAAAUGAAAAUAAGUAUUAAUUGAGAUGAACCGAGAA
This is a messenger RNA of Drosophila kikkawai, 1390 nucleotides long. Its product is annotated as cAMP-dependent protein kinase catalytic subunit 2-like. Gene Ontology annotation, biological process: protein phosphorylation. The record is from RefSeq and is a predicted model, not a curated record. Gene Ontology annotation, cellular component: nucleus. Gene Ontology annotation, molecular function: protein serine/threonine kinase activity; ATP binding. Lineage: Eukaryota; Metazoa; Arthropoda; Insecta; Diptera; Drosophilidae.